Molecule: messenger RNA, 6760 nt
Organism: Ziziphus jujuba (common jujube)
Lineage: Eukaryota; Viridiplantae; Streptophyta; Magnoliopsida; Rosales; Rhamnaceae
Product: callose synthase 5
Exons: 43
Coding region: 686-6433 (1915 amino acids)
Biological process (GO): (1->3)-beta-D-glucan biosynthetic process
Cellular component (GO): 1,3-beta-D-glucan synthase complex; plasma membrane
Molecular function (GO): 1,3-beta-D-glucan synthase activity
Source: RefSeq, a predicted model, not a curated record
CCAAAAACCAUAAUUACCCAACUUUCUACUCUCUCUUUCUCUCUCUUUUUUCUCUUCUCCCCGAAAAUCCCGUCCGUCCAUUUCCUCCUCAUUAUUCAUUUUUCCUUCCCUUUCUCUGUCCUCCCUCCUUCAAACUUAUUCUCACUUUCUUGCAUGCAUUUCACCACGCAACAAAACCCACUCUCAUCCCUCCACGUGUCUUCCCCAAUCCUAAGCUUUCUCUCUAAUACUCCAUCUAUCCCAUUUCUCUUCCACUCUCUCUCUCUCUCUCUCUCUCUCUCUCUCUCUCUCUCUCUCCCUCCCUGGCCUUUUCGUGACAAUUUUGGUUUGAUUUCCUUUUUGUUGAAGGAGAUUUCGUACUUUCCAAGCUCACAUACAUAUAUAUAAUAUAAUAUACAUACAGACAAAUACGCGAAACAACGUAAGGAUCUGUGUCUACAAUUUUCUUCAAAAUCUGGUUUUUCCAUAUCUUGUGUUGUGCUGUUGGUUAUAUUAGCGAGCGAGAUCUGUUUGGUUGGCGAGAAAAUCAAUCAAAAAGUGGGAAAAUGACUCAGGAUUUCAGUUUCAUCAUUUUUUCAUUCGUUUUCGCGGCAGCUGCCAAAUAAUCAGAGAAUAACCAAAGAAAAAAGAAAAAGCGAAAAACGAAGGUAGUUGAAGGGGAGGCUCUGGAGGUGACGACUGAUCGAUGUCGAACCUCGAGUCGGGACCGCAAGGGCUGACGAGAAGGCCAUCUCGCAGCGCGGCCACCACAACGUUCUCUACGGAGGUCUUCGACAACGAGGUUGUUCCCUCUUCUCUCGCCUCCAUCGCUCCUAUUCUCCGCGUUGCCAAGGAGAUCGAGCAUGAACGCCCUCGCGUCGCCUAUCACUGUCGAUUCUAUGCGUUUGAGAAGGCACACAGGUUGGAUCCGAGUUCCAGUGGGCGUGGCGUGAGGCAGUUCAAGACGUUGCUUUUGCAACGAUUGGAGAGGGACAAUGCGACAAGUCUUGCUUCUCGUGUUAAGAAGACAGAUGCAAGGGAAAUCGAGAGCUUCUAUCAGCAAUACUACGAACACUAUGUGAGAGCUCUUGACCAAGGCGAGCAGGCAGACAGAGCCCAACUCGCUAAGGCAUACCAGACAGCUGGAGUGCUUUUUGAAGUUCUUUGUGCCGUUAACAAGAGUGAGAAAGUUGAAGAAGUUGCUCCUGAGAUUAUUGCCGCGGCCAAAGAUGUUCAAGAAAAGACGGAAAUUUAUGCACCGUAUAACAUUCUUCCUCUGGAUUCUGCUGGGGCUUCGCAGUCCAUUAUGCAGCUUGAAGAGGUUAAGGCUGCUGUUGCUGCAUUAUGGGAUUCUCGUGGCUUGAACUGGCCUGUUUCAUUCGAGCAGCAAAGGCAGAAAGCUGGAGAGUUAGACCUCCUUGAUUGGCUAAGGGCCAUGUUUGGAUUCCAGAGAGACAAUGUCAGGAAUCAGAGGGAGCAUCUUGUUUUGCUGCUUGCUAAUGCCCAUAUAAGGCUCCAUCCGAAGCCUGAACCUCUUAAUAAGCUUGAUGAUCGAGCUGUUGACGCAGUUAUGACCAAGCUUUUCAAGAACUACAAAACAUGGUGCAAAUUUUUGGGACGAAAACAUAGUUUAAGGCUCCCUCAAGGUCAACAAGAAAUACAGCAGAGGAAGAUAUUGUACAUGGGUUUAUAUCUUCUCAUAUGGGGUGAAGCAGCAAAUGUUCGCUUCAUGCCGGAAUGUUUAUGCUAUAUCUUUCAUAAUAUGGCUUAUGAACUCCAUGGUCUCUUGGCUGGAAAUGUCAGCAUUGUCACUGGUGAAAAUAUAAAGCCUUCUUAUGGUGGGGAUGAUGAGGCUUUCUUGCGGAAGGUUAUAACACCCAUUUACCGUGUAAUUGAUAAGGAAGCCAAAAAGAGCAAAAAUGGAAAAGCUCCUCACUCAGCUUGGUGCAAUUAUGAUGAUUUGAAUGAGUACUUCUGGUCAUCUAAUUGCUUCUCUCUUGGCUGGCCAAUGCGUGAUGAUGGUGAUUUUUUCAAAUCAACUCGUGAUUUGGCAAAGGGAAGAAAGGGUUAUCAAACAAAAUCCGGAAGCACAGGAAAGUCGUAUUUUGUUGAAACUCGAACAUUUUGGCACAUUUUUAGAAGUUUUGAUCGACUGUGGACCUUUUAUAUACUUGCUCUACAGGGAUUGAUCAUUAUAGCUUUUGAGGAUGUUACCCUGUCAGAUAUUUUUCAAAAUAAAAAGAAGGUUGUAUACCAUGUAUCUAGCAUAUUCAUUACUGCAGCCUUUCUUCGCUUCCUCCAAGGUAUUCUGGACCUGUUUGUGAAUUUCCCAGGAUAUCAUAGGUGGAGGUUUACUGAUGUAUUAAGAAAUAUUCUCAAGAUAAUUGUUAGCCUUGCAUGGUCUGUCAUUCUUCUACUGUUUUAUGUGCAUUCCUUCAACCCUGACAAGAUUAACGACAAGCUGUCCUUUCUCGGUCAUGUAAAUGGUGUUCCUCCUUUGUAUAUUUUUGCCGUCAUAAUAUAUUUGCUUCCCAAUUUACUAGCAGCAGUUCUGUUCUGCUUUCCGAUGCUCCGGCGUUGGAUUGAAAACUCAGACUGGCAUAUUGUUAGGUUCCUCUUGUGGUGGUCACAGCCAAGAAUAUACGUUGGAAGAGGGAUGCAUGAAAGUCAGUUUGCACUUUUCAAGUAUACUUUUUUCUGGGUGGUACUUUUGUGUUCAAAAUUCGCAUUCAGCUAUUUUGUCCAGAUAAAACCUCUGGCAAAGCCAACAAGAAACAUAAUGGAUAUUCGUAGAGUUGAUUACAAAUGGCAUGAAUUUUUCCCUGAUGCAAAAAACAACUAUGGAGCUCUUGUAUCACUCUGGGCACCAAUAGUCUUGGUAUAUUUUAUGGACACUCAAAUAUGGUAUUCCAUUUAUUCGACCUUGUAUGGUGGUGUUGUUGGGGCCUUUGAUCGUCUCGGAGAGAUACGAACUUUGGGCAUGCUAAGAUCACGGUUUCAGUCCUUACCUGGAGCAUUCAACACAUAUCUAUUGCCUUCUGAUAAGUCCCGGAAAAGGGGAUUUUCUUUAUCGAAACGUUUUGCAGAGAUUACAGCAAGCAGGAGAAGUGAAGCUGCAAAAUUUGCUCAGUUGUGGAAUGAAGUAAUAUGUAGCUUCCGUGAGGAAGAUCUCAUAAGUGACAAGGAGAUGGAUUUGUUGCUAGUUCCAUAUUCAUCAGAUCCUAGCCUGAAGCUAAUUCAGUGGCCACCAUUUUUGCUUGCUAGCAAGAUUCCAAUAGCACUGGAUAUGGCAGCUCAAUUUAAACCUAAGGACUCUGAUCUCUGGAAGCGUAUAUGUGCUGAUGAUUUCAUGAAAUGUGCUGUCCUUGAGUGUUAUGAAUCAUUCAAGCAUGUCCUGAAAAUUCUUGUGAUUGGAGAAAAUGAGAAAAGGAUAAUUGGCAUCAUUAUUAAAGAAAUUGAAAGUAACAUUUCCAAAAAUACGCUUCUUGUAAAUGUCAGAAUGGGUUCUUUACCCUCUCUUUGCAAAAAAUUUGUGGAGCUGGUAGCAUUCUUGAGAGAGGGAGAUCCAUCCAAGCGAGAAAAAGUGGUGGUGUUGUUGCAAGAUAUGCUGGAAGUAGUAACCCGUGAUAUGAUGGUGAAUGAAAUCCGUGAAUUGGCUGAAGUGGGUCAUAGUAGCAAGGAUUCUGGAAGGCAACUUUUUGCUGGUACUGACAAGAAACCUGCUAUAGCAUUCCCUCCUGUAGUUACAGCUCAGUGGGAAGAACAGAUAAGACGCCUCCACCUACUAUUGACUGUGACGGAAUCUGCCAUUGAUGUGCCAACAAAUCUUGAAGCACGUAGAAGAAUUGCAUUUUUUACAAAUUCAUUGUACAUGGACAUGCCACGUGCUCCACGAGUCCGUAAAAUGCUUUCAUUCAGUGUCUUGACUCCAUACUAUAGCGAGGAGACCCUUUACUCUAAAAAUGACCUUGAAAUCGAAAAUGAAGAUGGUGUAUCAAUCUUAUAUUACUUGCAAAAGAUUUUCCCUGAUGAGUGGAAUAACUUCAUGGAGCGACUUAAUUGUAAACAAAUUAGCGACAUUUGGGAAAAUGAUGAGCACAUUUUGCAGCUUCGACACUGGGUCUCCUUGAGAGGACAAACACUCUGCAGGACAGUGAGAGGAAUGAUGUAUUACCGACGUGCUCUAAAGCUUCAGGCUUUUCUUGACAUGGCCUCUGAAAGUGAGAUACUUGAUGGUUAUAAAGCGAUAACAGUUCCAUCGGAGGAGGAUAAGAAAAGCCAGAGAUCCCUUUAUGCUCAAUUAGAAGCUGUGGCUGACAUGAAAUUUACGUAUGUUGCUACCUGUCAAAACUAUGGCAAUCAGAAGCGAAGUGGAGAUCGACGUGCCACAGAUAUACUUAAUCUGAUGGUUAAUAAUCCUUCUCUUCGGGUGGCAUAUAUUGAUGAAGUUGAAGAGAGUGAAGCUGGUGGAAAAGCGCAGAAGGUUUACUAUUCUGUAUUAGUCAAGGCAGUUGAAAAUCUUGACCAGGAAAUCUACCGUAUAAAAUUGCCCGGUGCAGCAAAGAUAGGGGAAGGGAAACCUGAAAAUCAGAACCAUGCUAUAAUUUUCACUCGAGGCGAGGCUCUUCAGGCCAUUGACAUGAACCAGGACAACUACUUGGAAGAAGCUUUCAAAAUGCGUAAUCUUCUAGAAGAAUUCAAUGAGGAUCAUGGUAUACGCCCCCCUACAAUUUUAGGUGUUCGUGAGCAUAUCUUUACUGGAAGUGUGUCUUCUUUGGCUUGGUUCAUGUCAAAUCAGGAAACAUCCUUUGUCACGCUAGGCCAGAGAGUUCUUGCAAGACCGUUGAAGGUUCGGUUCCAUUAUGGUCAUCCUGAUGUGUUCGAUAGAAUCUUUCACAUUACUCGUGGUGGGAUUAGCAAAGCUUCUCGUGGCAUCAAUCUUAGCGAAGACAUUUUUGCUGGUUUCAACUCAACACUAAGGCGAGGGAAUGUAACGCACCACGAGUAUAUUCAGGUUGGGAAGGGUAGAGAUGUUGGGCUAAACCAAAUUUCUCUCUUUGAGGCAAAAGUGGCUUGUGGUAAUGGAGAGCAGACGCUUAGCAGGGAUAUCUAUCGAUUAGGGCAUCGUUUUGACUUCUUCCGUAUGCUGUCGUUUUAUUUUACGACAGUAGGAUUUUAUAUUAGCGCUGGGAUUGUACUCCUUACAGUCUACUUUUUCCUAUAUGGAAAGCUUUAUAUGUCAUUGAGUGGAGUGGAGGAGGCAGUAGUGAAAUUUGCCAAGGCCAAGGGAGACAAUUCUCUGAAGGCAGCUUUGGCUUCACAAUCUGUUGUUCAAUUAGGUCUUUUGAUGGCCUUACCCAUGGUCAUGGAAAUAGGACUAGAGAGAGGGUUUAGAACUGCAUUAGGUGACAUAAUAAUUAUGCAGCUACAGCUAGCAUCUGUUUUCUUUACUUUCUCUCUUGGAACCAAGGUACAUUAUUAUGGGCGAACUGUCCUCCAUGGUGGUGCAAAAUACAGAGCAACUGGACGUGGUUUUGUGGUUCGGCAUGAGAAGUUUGCUGAGAAUUAUAGGAUGUACUCAAGGAGUCACUUUACAAAAGGGCUGGAACUUAUGAUAUUGCUGAUAGCUUAUCAGAUAUAUGGCUCAUCAGAUCAAAUCGCAUCAUUUGCCCUCCUCACAUUCUCAAUGUGGUUCUUAGUGAUUUCUUUCUUGUUCGCUCCUUUUCUUUUUAAUCCAAUGGGAUUUGAAUGGCAGAAGAUAGUAGAAGAUUGGGAUGAUUGGACUAAGUGGAUAAGUAUCCGUGGUGGUAUAGGUGUACCGGCAACCAAGAGCUGGGAGUCUUGGUGGGAUGAGGAACAGGAGCACCUACAGUCAACUGGGCUUUUAGGACGAUUCUGUGAAAUAGUUCUUUCUUUGCGCUUCUUUCUAUUUCAGUAUGGAAUUGUCUAUCAUUUAAAUGUGGCCAGGCAUGAAAGUGGCAUCAUGGUUUAUGGUCUGUCUUGGCUGGUUAUUGUUGCAGUUAUGAUCAUCUUGAAGAUUGUGUCCAUGGGCAGAAAAAAGUUUAGUGCAGAUUUCCAGCUAAUGUUCAGACUUCUCAAGUUUUUCUUGUUUAUUGGGGUUGUAGUUACUCUUGUAAUCCUGUUUGCCUUCCUUAGUCUCACAGUUGGAGACAUCUUUGCCGGCUUAUUGGCCUUCAUGCCAACUGGAUGGGCAAUUCUGCAGAUAUCACAAGCGUGUAGACCAUUCAUUAAGGCCAUAGGAAUGUGGGGAUCUGUCAAAGCUCUAGCAAGAGGGUAUGAAUACCUUAUGGGAGUUGUUCUGUUUGCACCUGUAGCAGUACUGGCUUGGUUCCCCUUUGUCUCGGAGUUUCAAACUCGGUUGCUCUUCAACCAAGCUUUCAGCAGAGGGCUUCAGAUCCAGCGUAUUCUGGCUGGUGGGAAGAAGCACAAGUAAUCAUAUAAUAUAGCCUUGCAAUUAUUUCUUUGCAUACAAGAAAAUUUUAGAGAGUUCAAAAUGGGACAUAAUUUAUUCAUUCUUAGAGGAAAAAUAACAUUUCGUUAAUGCACUAGGAUUAAUUAUGUGUAUAUAUUUUUUAUAAUUAUUUUUUAAUAAUAUAUAAUAACAAUAUCUUGCCCGCCUCCAUCCUCUCCAUAGAUGGGGAUUCCGGUGGCCGGUGGGUGGAUGAUGAUUCCGAUAAUUUGAAAAAAGGCCAUCUUGGACCGUGACCUGCCUGUCUAAUCUAUCAUUACUACUUAAAAAAAAAUUAAUUUUGUUCCAUUA